GAGAUACACAUUCAUCAAAGAUGGAUGUGCGAUAGAUGACACCGUGGAGUUCAUUCCAACAGUUGACGAAAGGAUGCAGCGGUAUAAAGUGGAAGCGUUCAGUUUCGUGGGUGAUCACCCGUUUGUGUACAUGCACUGCAAGGUCAAGAUAUGUAACGCAACAGAUCCUAACUCACGCUGCGCGCAGGGAUGUCUGCAUGACCGGCGUAAGAGGUCGCUGUAUAGUGAAGAGACAAAUGACGAGGAGUAUAAUUUGGACCAGGGACCAUUCAUUCUUUCAGACGAGGGAAAUGAUGAAACAAAGGCCCUGGAAACUCUGACUGAAGUGCGUGAUGUGGAGAAAAGUGGUCAGUUUACCAGCCUUAUUGCCGCCAUGGCUGUGGUAGCUGCCGUUUGCCUUGUGGGGAUUUCGUACUUUGCCUGGGACAAGAAGAAACGAAGCGCUGCGCGUGGUUACCAGCUACUCCGUGUCGCCACUGAAAAUUAGCAGCAACUCAGCAGUGAUUCGCCAGCAAGCUUUCUGUAACGGGCUUUCUGUAGCUGUUAGUAGUUGUAAAGUAAACUUGCGUGGAAGAUGCUGUCUUGAAUAGAUUUGUUUUCAUUUGUUACUAAUAUCGCUUUUUUAUGACUCUAAUAGCGAUAAUAACAAUAAUAAUGUUUUAGUAUAAAUCUACCAACGUUCUAUUACGACUGCUGCUCUCUGAUUGGCUACGCUACUCACUAUCUUUUCUGUUGUAGAUGGUGAGUAGCCUAGCAGUGUGCGCUUGUUAACAAACUGGCAGCCCCUUAAUCCUUUACGUUUUCCAAAUAUCUGUGAAGAGGAUCAGCAUCUAGAAAAAGUUUUGAACGACUAGUAGAUUUAUAGUAAAACAAUUAGAUUAUUCGCUCUCGAUUUCUAUGGUGAUAGUUGACUCGGGCUGCGACCUCGUCAAUAAACCAUUUUACAGUUGUCUCUUCAGUUACUUGGCUUUGAAUGGCAACGAGGCUGUAGAUGACCUUGUUUUGAUAAAGACCUCACUGCUUUUGUUGUGCAAAUCAAGUUGUUCUUAUGCGAACUCAGCAUUUAAAUUAGAAAAGCAAAGAGUUCUGUAUCAAAGCAAUGUCAUCUCCAACCUCGCUUGCAUUUACAGGUCAGGUAACUAAGCACACAACUGUAAAAAGGCCUAUUACCGCGCGAUAGAAAUCUCGACGGCUCAUAAUUAACGAAUAAGUUUUGUGUUUGCGCAGAAAAAUUUAACUUGUAACACUAAUAAGGUUUUCAAUACGUUUAGAGAUGCAUCUCUGGAAAUGGAAACUUGUAAACAGGAGUUCUUUGUAUCAAGGCAAUAAAAUACUUUUCAGUUAA
Messenger RNA from Orbicella faveolata, 1345 nucleotides. RefSeq names its product ZP domain-containing protein-like. The record is from RefSeq and is a predicted model, not a curated record. NCBI's taxonomy places the organism in Eukaryota, Metazoa, Cnidaria, Anthozoa, Scleractinia, Merulinidae.